CAUUAGGAUAUGGGGCUUUCUGUAUUCUAACAUUACAAACGCAAAUACCGCUAUAUUUGGUUAAAGACUUGAGCGCUUACUACUAAAUUUAGUGGGAGCCGCUCAAAUCUUCUCUCUUUCGGAUCACUCUCUCCCUUCCCUUCCCUUCAUUCUUUCCAUUCCAACGGACAGACAGACACAGAAAUCGAAGAAACAUAAGCAGAAACAAACUCACUCUAUCACCAUUUCACUUCCACCUCAAGAACAGGAUCAUGAACAACGAGAUCUGGAAAAACCUUUACGUAUACACACUAUUCCCACACUCAUACGUAUAAUAUAAUAUAUAAUAUAUAGAGAUAGAUUUAUACAUUUUUUUUUGGGGUUAUUGUCCAUGUCUCGAGCUACGAACCACGAGUUUCAAGAAUGGUGGAAUAAGCAGAGAGAGGCAGACCGCGAGCUGUUCUUGGACAAGAAGCCGGACGAGUCCUCUAGCGGCGGUGGCGGCGGCAGAGGAGGAUUUCUCAACCUCGAGAUCCGGAGCCCCGCCAUCGAUCAGACGGUCGAGAAGGAGCGCUCUCGCAGCGCCCGCCAGCUCUCCUUCGUCUGCCUCCUCAGGUUCCACCAAAUCGCCGUCUCUCUCGCCGCCGUACCCGGCGGCGUUGUCUCGCUGGUCCGGACCGCCAACCGCCGAAUCGCCUCCCCCGAUUCCCCCGCCGAUUCGUCCUCCUCGCGGCUCUACCGCGCGAUCAAGGCGUUCCUGAUCGUCGUUCUGCUGCUCCUCUGCUUCGAGCUCGUCGCCUUCUUCAAGGGAUGGCAUUUCAGCCCGCCGUCGGUGGGGUCCGCGGAGGUUUUAGGGUUAGUGGAGCGGGUAUACGCCAAUUGGCUCGAGAUUCGGGCCAAUUACUUGGCGCCUCCAUUACAGAGCUUGACGAAUCUCUGUAUCAUCCUCUUCCUCGUGCAGUCGGUGGAUCGAGUGGUGUUGAUACUUGGAUGCUUCUGGAUCAAAUUUCGGAGGUUGAAGCCGAAGGUGGUUGUGGAGUACACCGACGCUGUGUCGGUGGAUGAGGAAGGAAAUGUCAAUGUGGAGGAUUAUCCUAUGGUGUUAGUGCAGAUCCCUAUGUGCAAUGAGAGGGAGGUUUACCAGCAAUCAAUUGCAGCAGUUUGUAUCAUGGACUGGCCGAGGGAGAGAAUGCUUGUACAGGUUCUAGAUGAUUCUGAUGACUUGGAUGUCCAACUCCUUAUCAAGGCAGAAGUUCAGAAAUGGCAAAACCGCGGUGUCCGCAUUUUGUACAGGCAUCGCUUAUUGCGCACGGGCUAUAAAGCAGGCAAUCUCAAGUCUGCAAUGAGCUGUGAUUAUGUAAAAGAUUGUGAAUUUGUAGCAAUCUUCGAUGCAGAUUUUCAGCCAGGGCCGGAUUUCCUGAAGAAAACUAUUCCUCACUUCAAGGGACAUGAUGAUCUAGCACUAGUCCAGACAAGAUGGGCUUUUGUGAAUAAGGAUGAGAACCUGCUCACCAGAUUGCAGAACAUAAAUUUGUCCUUCCACUUUGAGGUUGAACAACAGGUCAAUGGUGUGUUUCUUAACUUUUUUGGUUUUAAUGGUACUGCUGGUGUAUGGAGAAUUAAGGCCCUGCAGGACUGUGGUGGCUGGUUGGAGCGGACCACUGUUGAGGACAUGGAUGUUGCUGUUCGUGCUCAUCUGUGUGGAUGGAAAUUCAUAUAUCUCAAUGAUGUUAAGUGCCUUUGUGAACUUCCGGAGUCCUACGAGGCAUACAAGAAACAGCAGCAUCGCUGGCAUUCUGGUCCCAUGCAGUUGUUUCGCUUGUGCUUUUUUGACGUAAUCCGUUCAAAGAUUAAUUUGUCCAAGAAAGUCAAUUUGAUUUUUCUGUUCUUCCUGUUGCGGAAGCUUAUCCUGCCAUUUUAUUCAUUUACCCUCUUUUGCAUCAUUCUUCCCCUAACCAUGUUCCUGCCAGAAGCUCAGCUACCAGCAUGGGUGGUUUGUUAUGUUCCUGGGAUUAUGUCUGUCUUGAACAUCCUUCCAGCCCCGCGGUCAUUCCCAUUUAUAGUCCCCUACCUUCUUUUCGAGAACACGAUGUCUGUGACGAAAUUCAAUGCCAUGAUAUCAGGAUUGUUUCGAUUCGGAAGCUCCUAUGAAUGGAUAGUCACAAAAAAAUUGGGAAGAUCAUCCGAAACCGAUCUCGUUGCUUUCGAGAAAGAAUCUGAUCCUCUUGUCAAGACAACAAACCUUCACAGGUCAUCGUCAGAAUCAGGCAUCGAUGAACUCAAUAAAAUAGAAUCAUCUAAAAAAUCGGGGAAGCCUAAAAGAAAUCGUCUAUACCGGAAGGAACUUGCUCUUGCCUUUAUAUUGUUAACCGCUUCAGUACGAAGCUUGUUGUCUGCCCAAGGAAUUCACUUCUACUUCUUAUUGUUUCAAGGGAUCACUUUUCUAGUUGUAGGUCUUGAUUUGAUUGGGGAGCAGGUAAGUUAGACCACUACUGUUUCCGAGUAGUUUCGAAAGCUAUCAACCGGGAUUUCACUGGGUGCAAAACACCGGGAUCACGGAGCGGAGAUUUGAAAUCUAUCUCGAGGUGUUGUUUAUUUGACGGGAGCCAAAGUGGUGCACACCCUAUUAGUUAAGAUCAGGAGCUCCCAAGUGAAGCAAUCGGUUUUGCUUUCCGCGUUAUAAUCUAUAUUUAUACCAUCUUGGUGAAGGCUCUUGUAUGGUUGUGGUUGGGGAGCCACGUGUCUUUUUUUCACUGAUUAGUCUGAAAGAGAGGUUCUGGAAUGGAUAUUUUUCCAUCCCAUUUGUUUGUUUGUUUGGCAUCAUACGUUGUACACUUGCUUGCCGCCAUAUUGCAAAAAGAGUCGAGGUUUCGUUAGAUUAUCGAAAAUUGUCAUUCUUUAUUAUGUUUUUGGGCAGAUUGUGCAUCCCCACAUGUACUUUUGAUUAGAUUGUUGUCCAUAAUUAUAAUUAAUUCUUCUCAAACUUCUGUCUAUUUUUCUGCAUAAUAUCUUUUGACGCUGUAUGUGAGUUGGGGACGAUUUCUUUCUGCAUGUAAAGCUUUAUUUUCUAGCCAUUUAUGGUUGGCAUCCCUAUUCAAUUGUAUCAG
Morus notabilis is the source of this 3086-nucleotide messenger RNA. Its product is annotated as probable xyloglucan glycosyltransferase 6. The record is from RefSeq and is a predicted model, not a curated record. NCBI's taxonomy places the organism in Eukaryota, Viridiplantae, Streptophyta, Magnoliopsida, Rosales, Moraceae. The coding region runs from base 371 to 2464 and encodes 697 amino acids. The transcript is spliced from 5 exons. Gene Ontology annotation, cellular component: Golgi apparatus. Gene Ontology annotation, molecular function: glycosyltransferase activity.